Messenger RNA from Verticillium dahliae VdLs.17, 924 nucleotides. RefSeq names its product polyketide synthase. The record is from RefSeq and is a predicted model, not a curated record. The transcript has a single exon. Bases 1 to 924 code for a protein of 307 amino acids. NCBI's taxonomy places the organism in Eukaryota, Fungi, Ascomycota, Sordariomycetes, Glomerellales, Plectosphaerellaceae.
AUGGACAAGGACCCCGUGCGCCAGGGCUUCGCCGAGGGCGCCUACGACCUGGCCAUCGCCGCCACCUCGUACUCGACCUCCCUCCGCCGCGAGACGCUGGCCCACGCCCGCAGGCUCCUCCGUCCCGGCGGCUUCCUCGUGCUCGUCGCCGCCACGGCCGACCGCCUGCCCGUGCGUCUCGUCCAGUCGCUGCUCCCGGGCUCGUGGCUCGAGAGAGACGGCGGCGCGCCGCAGAUUGUCAGCGUGGCCGCGUGCGACGGGCUGCUGAAGGAGGCCGGCUUCUCGGGCGUCGACGCCGCCUCGACGCCGUCCUUCUGCAGCGUCAUGCUGGCCCAGGCCGUCGACCCCGGCGUCGCGGCCCUGCGCCAUCCCGCGAGCGCCGUGCACCACCUGGGCGCCGAGGUUCUGCUGGUCCACGACCCGUCCCCCAGCGACGCCGUCACGACGCUCGCCUCCCGCAUGGCCCAGAAGCUGGCGCCGCUGGCCACCGUCACGACCGUCUCCGGGCUCGAGGCCAUCCGCGUGCCGGCCGGCGCCGUCGUCCUCAACCUCUGCGACCUCGACGCGCCCGUGUUCCGCGGCCUCGACCAGCGCCGCUUCCAGGGCCUGCAGGAGGUCAUGCGCCAGGCCGGCGCGCUCCUCUGGGUCACCGAGGGCGCGAGGGCCGGCACCACGCCCGAGAACACCAUGGUCCUCGGCUGGGCGCGGUCGGCGCGCGUCGAGCGCACCACGCUGAGGCUGCAGGUGCUGGACCUCGAGCAGCCGGCGCACACGGUCGAUCCCGCCCUCGUCUUGGACCUGCUGCUGCGUCUGGCCGCCGGCCAGGGAAGCCGAUGGCCCGAUGAAGCCCGCCGAUGCCCCGACGAAGCAUGCCUAUGGCCUGGAGCUCAUUUCUGGUUCCCGCCAAAGCCCGUAGCCUUUUAG